Molecule: messenger RNA, 5436 nt
Organism: Pseudozyma flocculosa PF-1
Lineage: Eukaryota; Fungi; Basidiomycota; Ustilaginomycetes; Ustilaginales; Ustilaginaceae
Exons: 5
Coding region: 1-5436 (1811 amino acids)
Biological process (GO): peptidyl-serine phosphorylation; autophagy
Cellular component (GO): cytoplasm
Molecular function (GO): ATP binding; protein serine/threonine kinase activity
Source: RefSeq, a predicted model, not a curated record
AUGUCGGCUGGCAGCAUCGAUGGCAAGCUCACCGAGACGACGCACAAGGCUGCCACCGCAACCCACGAUCGAGACUGCCACGACGCGCUCUUCGCCGCCGUCGCCGGCAGCCUGCUGAGCGCGAGCACUGCCCGAGCCGCGCGACAAUUGCAAGCCGACCAAGGCGAAAACGUCCAAGAGCGAUCUGCAAAAGUCGCAGCGACCGACGAGGGUGGCUCGAGGGCAAUGAGCUGGCUUCCACGCCCAGCCGACAAACACAAGCCGGUGGCAGCGACAGCAGCAGCAGCAGAAGCAGCAGCAGCAGCAGCCACGGGCCACGUCCACGGCUGCAACAGCGCGCCGUCGUCGGGAGCGAGAAGAAUCACGGCGCGGCGUACGGCCCAGGCGACUGGUGGGGACGCGUCGCCAGAUAGGCUGGCAGCAGCAGCAACUGCUGCCGGUGCCGCUGGCGCUGAUGCCGGCGCUGGCGCUGGCGCUGAUCCGGCCAUCGGCAGCCCCACCCCUUCGGCCAAGUGGGCCGCCGAGGCAGCGAGCCUACCCACACAGAGCCUCAUUGUUGGGCGUGGUGGGUCGCCAGUGACCAAGGCCGUCCACUCGCUGCACCGCCGCAAACCCGUGCCUCCGUUCCACGAUGCAGGAGCAAACCCUUGCCACCAGCGCGCCCACCACCUACCACGCCAUGGCGCCCCGUCGCAACAACAAGGAGCCAGCAGCACCACCACCACCGACGCACGAGCACAGCCGCUGCCCCGUCGCAACGCUCUCGAUCUCGACCACCACGUCGAGGUGCACGCCGUCGGACUGGUCAGAGAUGCUCCGCCGCCCCAUCGCCACUGGCAGCACCAGCAGCGCCAGCAGCAGCGAUACUCGCCUCCGAACGCCAGUCACCGCGGCUUGCCCGCCGGGAGGGCCGACAUCCUCCUGUCGCCACAGAACGCCCCCGCGGGCAAGGAGCAGCUUCUGAUGCGUCUCGCUCACGGUCACCACGACCGGCACAAGGAUCGCGCCCAGCCCGCCGUCGCGAUGGGCGGCGACCUCGUACAGCACGGCGUCGGCUCCGAGAGCAGCAGCAACAGCAGCAGGCGCCAGGUCCAGCGGAGGAAUCGCGGCAACGACAAGGCCGCCGUCUUCAGCCUCUCGGACUCGCAGCUGGCGGCUCGCUACAACUUUGUCAAGGAGAUCGGCUUCGGCGAAUGGGGCAGCAUCUGGGAAGCGACACCGGUCAAGGAGCUCGAGCACCUCCCCGCCUCUGCCUACCCGCAGAUCGCGACGCGCAAGCUCAACGGCGUCGGCCACGUCCGGGUCGACAACCCCGCCCACCGCCCGCUGGCCAUCAAGGUCUGCACGCGCGAGCGCAACUCGCAGUCGUCGGCGCGCACAGAGAGGCUCUGGCACGAGUUCAAGAUGCUGCGCUCGCUCAUCGACGCUUCGUACCACUCCGAGGGAGACGCCACCUGCAGCAGCUCGCUCUCCUCUUCGUCCUCCCCACGCGGCCGCAGCAGAGGGGAUCGCAUCUUCGGCCCCGACUGGCACCCCAGCAUCGUGAAGUUCUAUGAGUUCGUCGUCACCCCCUCGAUCGCCAUGAUCGUCAUGCCGUGUUACGACGAGCCCAUGAAGGUGGGCUUGCCCGACGAGCGAUGUCGAUCGUACUUCCAGCAGCUCCUUUCCGGCCUCUUCUGGCUGCACCAGCGAGGCGUUUGCCACAACGACAUCAAGGUGGCCAACAUGCUCGUCAACUACACGGGCCUAUUGGGCAAGGGGACUCCCAUCCUGGUCGACUUCGGCUUCGCCACGAUCCACGAUGCAUCCAAGAAGGAUGCGUUCAUGACCCACGUCUCUUGGGGCACUCCCGAGUACCUCGCCCCCGAGCGUGCUCGAGGAGAUCUCCACGACGAGCGCGCCAGCGACAUCUGGAGCCUCGGCGUCACCUUUUUCGAGAUUGCGGCGACGCGGACGCCCUUCGAGCUCCAGGAUGAGCAGUUCCAGACGCGCGAGCAGCUGCAGGCCUACUACCACCGCACUAUGAGCGGCGUCUGGGUCGGGUCCUGGGACAUUCCGCCCGACCUCGAGGACCUGGUGCGCUGCAUGCUCAGCGCCGCGCCCGCCGAUCGCAUCGACGCUGCCGACGCGCUACUCCACCCGUACUUCGACCCGACGUCGACGUCGUUCGACAACUCGCUCGAGGACAUCAUGGACAUGUUCCCCAGCGAGGACGGCAUGAGCGAGGACGAAGGGUACUCACCCGGGGAGACCAGGGGCGCUGUCGGCCACGGCAGCCGCCGUCUCUGUCGCCACGAAAGCGACGACGACGACGACGGUGACUACGUUCCCUACACGGGACCGUACGAUGUCCCACCGGAGCGUCUGCAGUCUCGUCAAGCCCAUGGCCCGCACUUUCAGCAGCACGGCCGUGAUAUGAUGAAGGAGGGCGAUGUGAAUCUGCAGAUCGCUCGGCGUCCCGCUUCCCCUCCUUCGCCGACGCUGUCGGCUGUGGGCAUGGACUCGCUGGCUACCGACCUCGUCCAGGCUUCACCUCCUUGGCAGGCACGGCCGACCGCUCUCCGAUCUCGGCCCCAGCCUCAAGCCUGCUCGAAGCUGCGAAUGGAGCAGGCCGUCGACUCGCCCGAUGGCAGCCGAGACCGCCAAGUCGCCGGAGCCAGCGCGGCCGAGGUCCAACGCCACGCUUCCGACGAAGGCACGACGCUGUCGCAGUCUCCUUUCACGAAAGCGGACAGUGCGAUCCCGCUUCUUGGUCGCACCGCCUCGCUAGCGAAACCGCAUCGGCCUCAUCGCACCCCGCUGAAGCAGGCGAUCGCAAAUGCAGCAGCCGGAUCUGGCCUGUUGCGCCUGGUGCCCGUGGCGUCGGCUCGGGCUCCUAGCCCGAUGAAGCGCGAUACCCCUUCCGCUCUGUCGCCGUCGCGACCACUCCGCACUCCUUCGAGGAAGCUUCAGCACGCACCAUCACAACAGGUCGACACCUCCGCUACGGCAACGGACGAUUUCUUUUACCCAGGCGCAGCAGGCACCACGAAGUCGGCAACAGCGGUCGGCCGCCGAUUGCAAGCGCCGUCGGCGUCGCAACUGCCCAAGCAGGCUGCAAUCGUCACGCCGCGCACCGGCAUCCGCAAGGUUGCGUCUCUUGCCAAGCAGUUCGGCGGCAAAGUCGCCCCUUCCGAGCAACCUUCUACCAGCGAGGCAAAGACGCCCAAGAAACCGGGUCGCCCAUCGAGGGAGCCAAGCGGAUCCAGGCGUGGCCACAGGAGGUCCAUCUCUGAUUCCAAGGCGGAGCUGAUGGAAGAGAGGACCUCCGCUCGCCGACCGUCUAUCGGCGUUCAAGUGGACGCGGUCCGUACUCCCGACGUUUCCGAAAAGCGCCGGGUGGCCAGCGGCGGCCAGAGGGACAAAGCCUCUCCUGCCACGCCUGCUUCCGAGCUGACCUGCGGCAGCGUCUCGGUCGACAGCUACCUCUCCAGCGAAUGCUCGCACGCUGGCGCCGGUGCUAGCAGCGUCGCCGAGCCCAGCCUCGUCCAGACCGAGCACCACGUGAAGAUCUCGAGCAGCUUCGGCAUCGUGUCCAGGCCGGCUGAGGUAUCGCAAGACGCGCCCGCGAUCCCGCCGGUCCCAGCAACAGAGAGCAAGAUGCAGGGCAGGCCCAGGCCCCGCUCCGGGCUCCACCGGCGCACCAAGACCGACCUCGAUGGCCACGAGGUGCGUCAGAAGCUGGAGCAGAUGGGUGCCAUCGCCGAGGCGCUGGCGCGGAUGAUCAGCGAGACCCGCUCUUCACUUUUGGGCUCCUGGGCCGGCAGCGAGUUGGACCGGGCUCCCGAGGCGGGCGAGCGCGAUACGCUGCUCCAGACGAUCCAGGAGCUCGAGAUCAAGAUGGCGCGACUAGAAGCGGCCAGGCAGACGUCGACGGCCGCAAGCGAGGCAGCCGCGCCGAGCAAGCCGGGUCCUCUGUCCGUGUCGGGCUACGGCUCGUCGGACGCGCCCCUGUCCGCUCCCUGCCAUCCCGGCCAGUGCUCGCAGCGCUGCAGCGCCGUCUGCCGCCAGAGCCGCGUCAGGGCCGGAUCAGAGGCCACCGUGACCCCCGCCCGCCGUGUCGUGACGCGCAGCGCUGACCUCGUCAAGGCCGAGAUCAACGUCAUCGAGGCGUCGCCCGAGCGAGACGCGUCUCCCGCCGCCGGCGCUCAGACCGAGGCGCAGAUCAAAAGCGAGAGCGCCGCUGCUCCACGCCCUCCUCCGCCGUCCAGGGACCAGAUCGAGGCGAUGUACGCCUCGCACCUGCUCCGCAGGGACUCGAAGCAGAAUCACAGCCACGACGACGGCGACGGCGGCGGCUCGGCCUGCUCCUCGCCCGAGCGCGCAAGGAGGCAGCCGCAGUCGUCUCCGCACGACAACGCCCUGAGUCCGCUGCUCGAGCCUCCGCGCACGCCCGAGACGCCGUCGUCGCCACUACAGUCGUCGCCGAAGCUUUCAGGCCCCGACCACACUCCAUCCGAAUUGGAGACGGGACGGCUACCCGAGAAGAGAUCGAGCGUCAAACGGUUCGGCCUGGCGACGCUGCGGCGGCCCAAGUCGCUCGCCUCGCUCUUUCCCGGUCGCGCUGCGUCCGGUCCGACCGCCAUCGGCAUGCGGCGCGAGAGCGUCGCGCCUGAACUGCCGUCACCGCCGAAUGAGAUGGGCGAUGUCAAGGUCGUGUCGCCUCACACAUUCCCUCGUGCCACUUUGUCCAAGACGCCGAUUGCGACGGCGAUGACGACGAUGCCGACGCCGAGGAGCGAGGGAUCGUCGUACAUCUCUCCGGACCUGUCCCCUAUCGUCGAGAGCGAGGUGCCAAGUCACGCCGCCGAUGCAACCAGCGGGGUGACGGAUCUGCACUGCAAAAGGGACGGCACCCACACCAGUGGCAGCGGCAGUGGCAGUGACGGUGACGACGGGAGCGACCUCAAAACGACGCUGCGGCACGGCGGCGUACAGGUACUCUCGAAGACGACGACGACGACGACGACUUCGGCGGGGGCCAAUGCCCCGCCCACCGACCCGAGUCGACUGGGCGUAGCGCCGGGAGCGCGUCGGCGCAGCUCGUCGCUCCACCGUCUAUCGCGCGAACACGUCCGGCCGCGCACCCUCGCCUCCUCUGGCCCCGUCGUCGCGGCUGCGAAAAAGGCGCAGCGCACCUCCACCCUCGUCGCCACCGCCUCCUCCUCCUCCUCCUCCCCCUCUGUCGUUGAUCCGAGUCGACCUUCCAGGGAGGCACGAGGGAUCGGCGGGCUGUGGCGCAUGUUUCGCGGUGCGGCUGCCGCUUCCGCUUCCGCUACGGCUACGGCUUCGGCUGAGAGGGGGGAUGAGCGGGUUUCCAAGUCGUUUAGACGGCCAAGGAGAGGCCAUGUUGCGACGCCAUCGGCGGCGGAUCUAUCCCGCGCUACCGUCGCUUAA